AUCGAGCCAGUGAGUGGUCCGGUGGAAGGGGUGUGCUGGUGACCAUCCAUGGGUCUAACCUGGGGAUGCACUACCAGGACAUCCAGGGAGGAGUGACUGUAGCUGGGGUCAGCUGUCUGCCUCAGCCCCAUGGAUACCUCAUCUCUACCAGGAUAGUGUGUGAGCUCCAGCCCAGUAAACAGGAGACAGAGGGGCCAGUCAUCGUUACCGUGGGAGACUCAGAACCAGGACAGUCACUGCAGACAUUCACCUACCAGGACCCCCAGUUGACUGGUAUAGUCCCUGAUAAGGGCCCUGUAUCAGGAGGCACCAGCAUGACAGUCCAGGGGACUCGGCUACUAACGGGACAGAGGAAGGACCUGACUGCAUACGUGGGACAACAACCCUGCUACAUUGUUGAGGAGGUGAAUGGGACUCACCUGGUAUGCAGGACCAGCCCCAGUAACCAGACAGCAGAGCUGACAGUGAGGGUGUUGUUUGGGAAGGCAGAGAGGAGUGUACCUGGGCAGGUGUUUCACUACAUGGAGGACCCUGCCAUCACCGCAGCAUCGCCUGCUGAGAGCUUCUACGAGGGUGGGCGUAAUAUAAAGGUGAGUGGGCGUAACCUGGACGUGGUGCAACAGCCAAUGAUCUCCGUGCGGUUGGAGCACAUGGUGGAGAACAUCCUGGUCAUGAGAAGGAGGAGAUACGCCAGACUGUUGGCCAAGAACCACCUACUAGUCUUCAACAGCACCGUGUCAAAGAAGCAGGAGCGUUGUAUGGUGGUCUCGCCCUUUGAGAUGACCUGUGUGACCCCGAGUGUGACCCAUGACUCCAAGGUCUUGGGGGUGUGGUUUGAGCUGGACAACGUUAAGGUGUCGUUUGAGAGCGUCGCGGGGAAGACGUUCUCUUACUACCCCAACCCCGAGCUGUUCGCCUGA
This is a messenger RNA of Oncorhynchus gorbuscha (pink salmon), 920 nucleotides long. RefSeq names its product plexin-B3-like. The annotation marks the transcript as partial. Gene Ontology annotation, cellular component: semaphorin receptor complex. The record is from RefSeq and is a predicted model, not a curated record. Gene Ontology annotation, molecular function: semaphorin receptor activity. Gene Ontology annotation, biological process: regulation of cell shape; negative regulation of cell adhesion; positive regulation of axonogenesis. NCBI's taxonomy places the organism in Eukaryota, Metazoa, Chordata, Actinopteri, Salmoniformes, Salmonidae. The transcript has 6 exons.